GAUUUGUCCGGCUGGUGGAAGGGAAGAGCCGCUGCUCAGGAUGUGUGGAGAUCUGUGAUGGUGACCUGUGGAAAACUGUCUGUGACUCACACUUUGGACCCGAAGCUGCUGACGUGGUCUGCAGGGAGUUGCAGUGUGGUGUGGCCCUGCCCGUCGCUCAGGGAGCUCACUUGGGAGAACGGGUUGGUCCCACGUGGGAUGGAGAGCUGCAGUGUGUGGAGAAUGAAUCCCUCCUCGACUCCUGCCCCAGGGGCUCCCCCAGGGACCAGCCCUGCACCCACGCGAACAGCGCUGUUGUCACCUGCACAUGCGCUGCGGAGGUGAGGCUGGCGGAUGGUGGCAGGCGCUGUGCUGGGAGAGUGGAGGUGAAACAUGAGGGCCAGUGGGGCACCGUGUGUCAUGAUGACUGGGACAUGAACGAUGCGGAAGUGGUUUGUAAGCAGUUGAACUGCGGGUCUGCUGUUGGAGCUCCUCAGUAUGGACACUUUGGUCCAGGAUCUGGCCCCAUUUGGAUGGAUGAGGUUGACUGUAAAGGCUCAGAGUCUACCCUGUCUGACUGCACACAUGAAGGAUGGGGUGAACAGGACUGUUAUCACAUUGAAGACGCUGGAGUGAUGUGUUCAGGGGAGGUCCAGGUGCUGGGCACCUGGGGGACCCUCUGUGCCUCCGGCUGGGAUCUCUUGGAUGCCCACGUUCUCUGUUGUCAACUUGACU
Tauraco erythrolophus (red-crested turaco) is the source of this 714-nucleotide messenger RNA. The record is from RefSeq and is a predicted model, not a curated record. Lineage: Eukaryota; Metazoa; Chordata; Aves; Musophagiformes; Musophagidae.